This is a messenger RNA of Strongylus vulgaris, 312 nucleotides long. The record is from the annotation of a GenBank genome assembly. Lineage: Eukaryota; Metazoa; Nematoda; Chromadorea; Rhabditida; Strongylidae.
AUGUCUGGUCGUGGAAAAGGAGGCAAAGGACUUGGCAAAGGAGGAGCAAAGCGACAUCGCAAAGUUCUUCGUGACAACAUCCAGGGAAUUACCAAGCCGGCCAUUCGUCGACUUGCUCGUCGUGGAGGAGUGAAGCGUAUCUCCGGACUGAUCUAUGAGGAGACUCGCGGUGUUUUGAAAGUGUUCCUGGAGAAUGUGAUUCGCGACGCUGUCACCUAUUGUGAACAUGCGAAACGAAAGACCGUCACUGCGAUGGAUGUCGUCUAUGCUCUGAAACGCCAAGGACGUACCCUCUACGGAUUUGGAGGUUAA